Messenger RNA from Symbiodinium sp. CCMP2592, 1803 nucleotides. NCBI's taxonomy places the organism in Eukaryota, Dinophyceae, Suessiales, Symbiodiniaceae. The record is from the annotation of a GenBank genome assembly.
AUGCAGGGAAGCGAGGAGAGCUCCUCCAGCGAUGCUGACUCAGUUGAGAACUUUGACAGAUCUUCGAAGCCUCUGCGUCAACCGGCCGUUGCCCGGCUGCAGAGUCACAGCAGUGACAGCGACAGCAGUGCAGAGGUCCAGCGUGCCAUUGAUGAGGAUACCUCCGAAAGUUCCAGCGACAGCAUCUCCCAGGCACACAGCCGAGCUCGAACAGCCCAAUCCGCUCCGGUGUCCAAGGCAAGCAGCCCGGCACGAACUGCACAGUCUCCUUCCUCGCCCCAUGUAGAGGUAGAAAAGCGAAGUGAUCGUGACAAAGAGACAGAUGGCCCAGCACCAACGCCUCCCGAGCAGGUGCUCCCGUCCGACGUGCCGACUUCGCCGACGCAGAGCGCGCGGACGGUUGACGUGGCUCAAGGCCAAACACAGAGAGAGGAAGUGUCGGAUGAGCCGAAUGAGAGCAGGCCUCAAGUCGCUGGUGUGCGAGAUGCUGUGCCAGACGUGGCAGAGGAGCUGCAGAGACCGACGGCAGAAGAUAUCGCGAGGCGCCAAAGAGAGCAGCGAUUGCAGACCCGUCGCCUGGAAGCAGCUCUUUGGAAUUCGCUGUGCAUGGAAGACAGGGACAAGCUUCAAAACAUGCUGCAGGUCAUUGAGGAUUCCAAAAGUCAACUUCGUCGAAGUAGUGCAGAAGAAGUGGAUCUGCAGUCGGUCCUGGACAACAAGGACCCAGCAUGUCAAGACUUGCGCCGCCGACUGGAGAAAGCUGAGCAAGAGGCUCGGCUGGCAAGAGAGCGGGAGCUGCGCAGCAUUGACCAGAUCACUCGCUGGGACAGCAAGAGGCUGCACUGUGAAGAGGCCAGCGAGGGUGUGGAGUUGUUACGACUGUCCCUGGACAACGUGAAGGCUGAGCUAAAGCGGCUGGAGCAUGAAGCAGAGCCAGGGCGCUCCUGGCUUCACAGUCUUCGUGAAAGGCAGAUGGCAAGUCAGGAAAAUGCCAGACUCAGUGCAUCUCGAUUGACAACUUUGAAGGCUCAGUAUCCGCAGAGAGUCGCAGAGCUGAAGGCAUCGCAGGUGCAAGAAAUGGCAGACCUACGCAGUUCGCAGGCUGAGGAGCUUCUGAAGCUGGAAGUUGAUUGGACGACACAGGUGUCCGACAUGAAGUCCAAUCAUUCCGAGGAUGUGCGCAGCUUGAAGCAGAGCUUGGAGGAGACGACACGCCGUUCUCAGAGGAUGACUCGCGAUCGGGAUGAUGCACGUGAGCAAGCUGUUGCGAGACAGCGAGAGGGCUCGCGUCUUCAGCAACAGUGUGCUGACGCCCGCCACGAGGUGCUCGAGAUGUCGGCUCAGGUUCGCCUGAUGCAUCCGGCAGGGCCAGGACAGGGUUUGACAAGAUCCUUUUCUGCUUCCUUUCUCGAUUCUCCGCUCCUUUCCAUCAAGGAUGCCCAGUGCACAGAUGCCGAGAUGCUCGACCUCAGGCAAAGAUGCAAGGAAUUGGAGCGGCAGUGUACCAGGAUGCACAGCCUGCUGGAGAGAGGACAAGAGGCCUGUGAGCGGUGGCGCCGUCAGGGGAUAAGUGCAGCUGCUGCCGGCAUAGACAGUGCCGACGAUGCUGGCGGGCGGCCUGAGCCUUUUGCGCCAGUGCCUCGUCAUCCGCCAUCACGAACGCAGCGGGCCGGUUCAACACAUGAAAGCGCGAGGCUUGGACCGCAGGAUUCCAUGGAACCAGCCAGGACCGGAGCUCACGAUCUUCGUGUCAGCCAGUCAGUCAACCUAAGAUUUUGCGUAACUUUCGUUGACCAGGACUGA